AUGACAAUGGACAUUAUCGAUAUCAAGGGUAUGCCAGAUGAGCAGGUAGAAGCCAUCGCAAGAUUGGCUUUUGGUGGUGAUGUAGGAUGGCACAUAGGCCCUUUUCUAUUGGCCGUUCUCUUUGAUUGUAUACUGUUUGGCGUGGUGAGCCAGCAGUAUAUGACCUGGUGGAUGUACUCGAGGAGGACUGAAAGAAAAUGUUAUGCCUGGUUGACACACUUCCUGAUGAUAGCUUCGGCAGCAUAUACCAUCUGCGAGAUCAGCUAUGGGAUGCACAACUUUGUCUAUCAUUUCGGCCAUUACAAGGUAUUCCUUGAAGUCAAAUAUCCUCAGGUCUUCCCGCUCCUUGGCUGGAUCACUUCCGCUCCUGUACAGCUUUUCUACACCGAACGCACGUUCAAACUCAACGGGAGGAACUGGUAUCUAGUUGGGUUGCUUAUAGCUCUAAUUUCAGCCUCGUUGGGAAUGACCAUCUGGGUCUUGGUGAUAUGUCAAUAUCUCAGUUCGGAACUACAAGCUAAACUGAUCAUAGAUCAGGUACAAGCAUGGCAAUGUAUAACCCUAGCAAUCGACCUGAUCAUCACUGUCAGUAUAGGAUGGGGUUUAUACAAGUCGAGGACUGGUUGGUCGGAUACCGAUGCGUUAGUGAAGAAGUUGAUGCUUAUCACCUUGGAAACGCAACUUGGCCCGACUGUUCUUAUGUUAUGCUUCGUGAUUGAAUUUACAAUUUCCCCUCCAGCGACCUUGGGUAUCUUCUUAGAACAACUCAUUCCUAAGUUCUAUGUGGUGGGCUACCUAGCAACACUCAACUCAAGGUUCAGCCUAAGACGGGAAAGUGCACCGAUCAGUUUCGGGAAGGCUAGUCCCAGGACGCUUAAUCGAGUUAAUACAUAUGGACAUGGAUCAGAUCGACCUCAACAGGCUACAGUCAACAUCGAGACAGAAACAUAUGUUCAAUCUGUCCAAAUGCAACCUACUCCACCGGGAAUCAAUCGCAAGCCUAUUUUCGAAGAGAUCAAAGACAAAGAAUCACCCGAUGAUCAAUGGAUCCAACAUUUGGAAUUCACUUCGAAUAAUCGAUCUAAUUUGACUUUACAUGAGCACGAUACUUCCGAUGUAGUCUGA
Messenger RNA from Kwoniella botswanensis, 1125 nucleotides. RefSeq lists its product as uncharacterized. The transcript has 11 exons. NCBI's taxonomy places the organism in Eukaryota, Fungi, Basidiomycota, Tremellomycetes, Tremellales, Cryptococcaceae. The record is from RefSeq and is a predicted model, not a curated record. Bases 1 to 1125 code for a protein of 374 amino acids.